UUAUAUUAAACAGCAAACGUGUUACCACAGGCAACUGUAUGCACAAUGAAGAAAAUAUAUGAAAGUUCUUUUGGCAAAUGGAGUUAAGCCACACCUAGAUCCUGCCCUAUUUUCACAAAAAAGCCAAGCUUUUCUUCAGCUGUAUGUGUAUGUGUGUGCCGGUGCUGUUAGUACCCGGCUGUGUAACUUGAUAGGGGGCAUCGAGAGGGAUAAGGGAAUGUUGAGUUGCAAUGGAGCAGAGUACGAUACAGUGGUUAGGCUCCCCCAGCUGCCUUCGGGGCUCCUUUGCCUUUUACAAGUCAGUGAGUUGCAAGCAGGAGUCCGGGGCUCCGCCUCAGGUCUGGAAACUUGGAGAGUUUUACUUUAUACGAUGUGGCCCUCAGGAGCCUGUGUGCAUAGCAGAGGUCACACUACUGUGGGAAGAUCAGACACAGCGCCACCUGCUGGCCAGUUCGAGACUUUACUUCUUACCUGAAGACACCCCGAAGGGCAGAGCAGUGGAACACGGAGAGGACGAAGUCCUCGCCGUGUCAAAAAAAAUUGUAGUGAGAGUGGAGGAUCUGGUGAAGUGGACUUGUCAGGAACCGCCACGGUGGAAGUGCGGCAGUCAAAACAUUCACGGACCUCACAAUCCUGAUUGGUCGCAAGACGCUACUUCUCCACAACAAGGCAAAACAGAGAGUAGCGAUGAGUCUACGGAUGUGCAGCAGAAGGUUAAAGUUCUCAGCUAUCCCCAGUAUUGUCGCUUUCGUUCUCUACAGAGACGAGUCCCGGAUCAAGCUAGUUGCCCCGAUCAGCAAGAUCCUCACCUACUGGCUUUAGGUGGAAUAAAGGUGACCCUUCAAAACACGCGUGUCCUGUACUGUCGGGAUACUUUCCACCACCCUACCCUAGACAGCAGUGCCAGCUUCAUGACACAGUUUGGUUGCUCCUCUCUCAGCCUGAAGGGGCGGCCUCGUAAAAGAAGAGGCAGAGAUGGCAACGGAUCAGAGCUACAAAACCAGAAUCAACUAUCAGAGUCAUGGAUGGAAAGAAUGAAGGAGAAUGUGAUGGGCAGUGUGGAGAUGCAAUGGGAUGGAAAUUGGCUCCCACACCCAGAAGAGCAGCUGUUCCUGGAUCAGCUGUAUCUUUUUAUGGAACGCAGGGGCUCCCCUAUUAGCAAAGUUCCCAACCUGGGUUUUAAAAAAAUUGACCUCUUCCUCAUGUAUUCAGUUGUGAAGAAGCUUGGGGGCUAUGAAAGGGUAACAUCACAGCGUUUGUGGAAGGCUGUGUACAAUGAGCUGGGUGGAAGCCCGGGAAGUACCAGCGCUGCCACCUGCACCAGAAGGCAUUAUGAAAAGCUUAUGCUGCCUUAUGAACUCCACAUAAGGGGAGAAAAUCCAGAAUUUUGCAAGCCCAGAGCGACAUCUGUGUCACCCACCACAAUCAAAAAGACAGGGCUGGGUAAAGGAUUAUCAAACAGCCAGAAGAAUGCAGUUACCGGCCAGAUAUCUCCUCCAGAUGGUGUUGUGGUACGUAAAAGAGGAAGACCACCUGGCAAACGAAAUGCUAAGGUUCUGGCUAAGGGGAGGGUUGGAAGACCACCUUUGCAUCCCAAACCACCUCCCCUUGAGAAACCAGAACGACCCCAUCAGGAGAUCAAGCCGCAGCCUAUUUUCCAAGAACUGAGGCUUACCAACCAUACUCACACUCAAGCUCUGUCCUUUGUAUCUUCUACACCUGUGUCCCACCAAGCCAUACUGGGACGAGAUGUGAAGAUUGUGGAGACUGUAGAUGUUCCCUCAUUUCUGUCAGCUCCUGUCAAGUUGCUGGCAGGUGGAUCCUUGGAGGGAUUCAGUCCCACUAAAGGCCUAUGUCCGUUGGACCUGUUCAGGGCCCGUCUGGGUCUCAAUGGACUGAGUGGUCUUGAGGGAACUCCUCAAGAUUCUUCCACGCCCCACCAGACAAUAAUAAUUCAUCAACCCAAAGUCAGUACGCCUGAGACUCCCGAGAGUCUCCAAAACCAGUGUUCGGGGUGCAGUCUAGACACCCCAUCCCAAAACGCAGGACUCGCAAUGACCAAAGCUCCCUUGCCGUCUCUCAGGAUCCUCCCAGUUGAUAUCGGGUGCAGCCUGCAGGUACGUCAACUGAUGCGCACCCGCCUUGAUUCAUCACACAUGAACACUUUCACCAAGCGUCUUACAGAGGUUCUUGCUCAAGAUCUUAGUCAGACUUCCCAACACAACGGCAGUACCCUCUGUGUCCCUCAGGGUCAAUCGCUCCCGCUCAACCUGAGCAAGAGAGCCAUUACCAAGAGGUCCGCUGGAGAUGCAGAGCUCACAGAUUUAGUGCCAUGCAAGGAUAUACAGUCUACAACCAAAAGACUGAAGACAGAAGAUCACGGCCUAUCUCUGAAAUGGAACGGCAUGUCUUUUUUGAUGCCGUUGACCCAAGAAGAGCCGGCUGACCUCAGUUCUCCCAGCAGAGCCAGAGCUUUACUUCACGAUAGGACAAGUUUGGCUCACUCUGAAGUCAUUCCCAAACUUGAGGUCCCUACUGGAAAGCCCUCCAGUAUUAUUGCUUCUUCAGAUCCUCUACAUUGUGUUUAUCAACUGAAACAAGAAGAUGACCAAAACGGUGCAAUUGCAGUGACAAUUAAGAAAGAUCCUGAUCUUGAACCUCAACCCAACGGUGACCUCUACUCGCAACAUGUACCUACUGAUGAUAUCAAAAUGGAGUCUGAUUCGGUUUCCUCUCUUAAAAUACUCUCUAGUUCACUCCUUUCCAAACCAUCACAAAGUUGUUAGCAUGCAGGGAUUGGAUUGGGUUUCCAUCUAAACCCCACUGCAUUAACUUUUAUGUCACUCCUUUUUACUCUGCCCAUCAUCUGAUCACAAAACACGUGUUUGUGUAUGAUCAAAGAGACAAUUGUGCAGAUCCAUGCGUCAUCUGUUUUUGAAACACUACUUUGAACUGAUGCAGGUGGUCAUGGUUUAACCAAAGAUAAGGUGCCUUAAUGAGUCUGUUUUAGUACAUUACCUAUGCUGUAGUUAGAGGAUCACCAAGUGGCCGGCCAAUAAAAAGACAUUUAAUAUGAA
Molecule: messenger RNA, 3077 nt
Organism: Misgurnus anguillicaudatus (oriental weatherfish)
Lineage: Eukaryota; Metazoa; Chordata; Actinopteri; Cypriniformes; Cobitidae
Source: RefSeq, a predicted model, not a curated record